Messenger RNA from Spea bombifrons (plains spadefoot toad), 2351 nucleotides. RefSeq names its product UV radiation resistance associated (gene UVRAG). Gene Ontology annotation, biological process: SNARE complex assembly. NCBI's taxonomy places the organism in Eukaryota, Metazoa, Chordata, Amphibia, Anura, Pelobatidae. The coding region runs from base 110 to 2200 and encodes 696 amino acids. The record is from RefSeq and is a predicted model, not a curated record. Gene Ontology annotation, molecular function: SNARE binding. Gene Ontology annotation, cellular component: endosome; lytic vacuole. The transcript is spliced from 15 exons.
GCCAGUGGCGCGCGCUGCGGACCCGGAAGGAAGCGGCAGGCAGUGGUGCUUGAGAGGAGGCUGCAGCCGCUGUCACGGAGAGAAUCGGCGGCCGCUGUAUACUGACGCCAUGAGUGGGCCUGGCACGGCCGCCCGCGGAGGGAGGGACACUUUGCACGCGUCUUCUGGACCCAUAAAUUCCGGAGUCGGGAUAGUCUCCGGUCCCGGAGCGGCGGCCCGGUCUCUGCACGUCGAGCUGCACACCCAGCAGAGACGCCUGCGCCACCUGCGUUCCAUCGCCGCCAGGAACGUCGUCAGUAGAAACGGCUACCGUCUCCUCGACACGUACUUCACGCUUCACCUGUGCAACGACUCCAGAAUGUAUAAAGAAUUUUACAAGAGCGAAGUCGUCCGGGACUCUCUGAACCCCACGUGGCGAAGUCUUGAUUUCGGUCUGGUGCCCGACCGGCUGGACACGUCCGUGUCGUGUUUUGUGGUGCGGAUUUGGGGAGGGAAGAAAGAAGUUUACCGGCUGCUCAUUGAGUGGAAAGUGAAUCUGGAUGGCCUGCGAUAUUUGGGUCCUCAGAUUCGCGCCUGUAACCCCAACGAAAUCAUCUUUGGCCUGAAUGAUGGUUAUUACGGCGCUUCGUUUGAAAGCAAGAGUCACACAGAGUCCCAGAGGAACAGCCAUCUGCAGGUGGAUCAGAGCUGCGUCCGGAACUCGUAUGACGUCUUCUCGUUGCUCAGACUUCAUCGGGCUCAGUGCGCAAUCAAACAAACUCAAGUAACCGUCCAAAAAGUGGGCAAGGAAAUUGAAGAGAAACUACGCUUGACUUCCUCCAGCAACCAGCUGAAGAAGGAGACGGAGUGCCUGCGGCUCAAGAUCCUGGUGCUUCACGACGAGCUGGAGAGACAGAAGAGGGCCCUGGGCCGAGAGGGCGAUCUCUUACACAAAGAGCAGAAAGCGCUGCGAGACAGACGAAAUACGUUUAACGCGGAACACGAGAAAUUACAAAAGCAGAAAGAAUCUCUGAGUGAGCUGAGGAAAGAAUCCACGGCGAAAAGGGAAUCCUUCCUGAAGACCAACGCUCAGUUGACCAUCCGUUGCCGGCAGCUGCUGUCUGAACUUUCCUAUAUUUAUCCCAUCGACGUGCACGACCAAAAGGACUAUUUCAUAUGCGGCGUGAAAUUACCGAAUUCAGAGGAUUUUCAAGCAAAGGAUGAUGGGAGUGUAGCGGUGGCGCUGGGUUAUACGGCCCACUUGGUCUCCAUGAUAUCCUUCUUUCUGCAAGUCCCCCUGCGGUAUCCCAUCCUCCACAAGGGCUCCCGAUCCGCCAUCAAAGACAACAUCAACGACAAGCUGACGGAGAAGGAACGAGAGUUCCCUCUGUAUCCAAAAGGUGGAGAGAAGCUGCAGUUUGACUAUGGAGUCUACCUCCUCAACAAAAACAUAGCCCAGUUAAGGUAUCAGCAUGCGCUGGGCACGCCGGAUUUACGCCAGACUCUCCCAAACCUAAAAACCUUCAUGGAGCAUGGGCUGAUGGUCAGAUGUGACCGGCAUCACAUUUCAAGUGCCAUCCCGGUUCCAAAGAGACCGCCGAGCGCCACGUUCGAAGGCCAAGACGUCGGUUUCUCCAGCAGGACGCCCACCCCGGACAAGGGACUCCGCAAGCGAGCCAGCUCGGAAAACGAGAGGCUGCAAUACAAAAGCACUCCGCCCGGCUACGUACCGGCAGGGGCCGAACCCGUCGCCAUCGUAGUCCCCGUGAAAGAAGUCAGACGGCACGCGUCCUCGUCUCUGGACGCCAGCGCGGACGUCUCCAAGGAAAACGACUUCUCCGAGAGCCUUAACUGUGAUAGCGCAGCGACCAACGAUAGCAACGACCAAAGCCAGGGAGAAAACUCCUCCGACAACUCCUGCUCCGUCAACGGGACUCUGCUUCAGAGCGAGCGAGCGGACUGCGCCAGGGCCGAGCCUCCUCACCACCCCGCACAUUCCCCGCAAGCCGGCGGUUUACUCUGCGCCGUGGAGCAGGCGGAGGAGAUCGUCGGCACCGAAGGCCAGCUGGAGGCCUUCAACAGCAUCCCCGUGGACCACGCCGUGGCCGUGGAGUGCGACGAGCAAGUUCUGGGCGAGUUUGAGGAGUUCUCGCGAAGGAUUUACGCACUGAGCGAAAACGUGUCCAGCUUCCGCAGGCCGCGCAAAAGCUCCGACAAAUAAACAGACCCCGGCGGCUCCCGGCCCCCCGAGACAAAGCUCUUUGCACAUCACGCGUUAUUAUUAUUAUUAUUACAUUCCUUCCGAAAAGACUGAGCGCUUCAAAGGCUGUUCUUCUGGUGGUUGAAAGAAUAAAGACCUUUCGAUGUGAGGC